Molecule: messenger RNA, 1716 nt
Organism: Macaca mulatta (Rhesus monkey)
Lineage: Eukaryota; Metazoa; Chordata; Mammalia; Primates; Cercopithecidae
Source: RefSeq, a predicted model, not a curated record
GACAAGGAAGCCCGUAAUCUGCUUAAGGUCACAGCAAAUUUCAAUACAUUUUGCAGCUGUGCCCCAGAAAGGGAUUAAAACUUGUUCUUGCCUUAAAUAAUUUAAUCACCUGAAUUAUGUGCUUUAUUGCUUAUUUGAAGUAUGGCAGUAAAUUAGAAAGUAGGUGCUUUAAAAGCACUACUAGUAGCUUUAUGCCUUUGGGAUAAGAAUAAUUGGAAUUCUGUGAAUGUUUGGUUUGGAGAUUGGGAAGCCAAGGGUGGAAGCUAUAUUGGUAUAUCUGUCUCUCACUGAAUUUCGAAAUCCCAGUAAUGUCUCAUAUAUGGUUGGAACACAAGAAGUAUUUGUUGGAUGCAUGAACUUGGAAGGGAAAUGUUAAUUGUUUUGCUGCAGUACAUCAUCUCGUAGUCAGCAUUUCUGGGUUCGAUUAUUUCAUGAAAAUAUGUGUUUAUGUGUGCCUAGUCCCUAAACACCAUGAAGAUUUACAUUGCCCUAUGCAACUGGGUAUUUUCCAAAGGUAGACUGUUCUUUGUUAGCUCUAUAUGAGGUCAGAAAAGAAAAACAAUAAAGGAAACAAAAUUGCUUUUCUUGACCAGGACUUUUUUUAUGAAGACAUGGAGUCCUUGACGCAAGUGCUUAGGGCCUUGGCAACAGAUGGAAAUAAACAUCGGGCCAAAGUGGACAAGAGAAAACAGCGGUCAGUUUUCAGAGAUGUCCUGAGGGCAGUGGAGGAACGGGAUUUUCCAACAGAAACCAUUAAAUUUGGUCCUGAACGCAUGUAUAUUGAUUGCUGGGUAAAAAAACACACCUAUGACACCUUUAAGGAGGUUCUUGGAUCAGGGAUGCAGUACCACUUACAGUCAAAUGAAUUCCUUCGAAAUGUAUUUGAACUUGGACCCCCAGUGAUGCUUGAUGCUGCAACACUUAAAACGAUGAAAAUUUCUCGUUUUGAAAGGCAUUUAUAUAACUCUGCAGCCUUCAAAGCUCGAACCAAAGCUAGAAGCAAAUGUCGAGAUAAGAGAGCAGAUGUUGGAGAAUUCUUCUAGAUUUUCAGAACUUGAAGACUAUUUUCUAAUUUCUAUUUUUUUCUAUUUCAAUGUAUUUAAACUCUAGAGACGGUUUUUAUCUUGGAUUAACUUAGAUAACUUUUAUAGUAGGAGUUAUAUUACUUAUAAUUUAAUGUACAGUAUUGAAACUGGUGAGUUCUGAUUAUUAAAUAUUCUCUGUAAAUCAGUAAACAUGUAUAAAGUGUUUGUAAUGUCAUAAUUGGUCAUAAUUUAUUUACGAAGACAGCAAAAAACUUUGAUUUCAUGAUGGGGAAAACUAUUAGCCAAAGUUUAAUUUCUUACACUGUGGUUGUCAAAAAUACUGAUUUGCUAUAAUGAUAUAUACAUACAAGAUAUUUAACUUAAUAUCUUAGACAAGAGUUCUGGAUACAAUUUUGGGAUCUAGUUCCCUGGAAAAGCUGCUGUAUUUUUAAUUUUUAAUGGAAUGUAGCUUUUAAAAUCCUGUUACUGGCAUCAACAAAAGGAAUUAUGCCAUGAGACCUUACAGUUGUACUUAAAAGCCAUUCAGUUCAGCUAUUGGGAGUUCACGAUGAAUUAGCAUAUGCCAGAAAGGUUGCUAACCUUAACAUCUGAGAGCAGUAACACUGAUUUUAUCUGCUGUAUGAGACUUUGUGCAUUUCACUUUGAAAUAAAGAUUUUUUUCACACCGAAA